CUUUAUAUUUCUGCAGAUUUGCUCAAGAGGACUUCUAUCAUUGUGUAGCGGCGGCGCGAGUGAAUGCGGAUGAGCUGGACAAGGGUGUAGCAGCGCUACGACAAAAUGUCACCAAGCUGGAUAACUGUUUGAAAACCUAUCAAAAGCAGUCGGACGAUGACGCUUUUGUUGAGAUAAUGGGUCCGUUCCUAGCAAAAGCUCAGAGUGAAUUGGAUAUUAUAACUACGCUGCACGGCAAGAUGAAAUGCGACUGGUCCAGCUUCGCCAAAUACUACGCAUUUGACACGAAGAAAUAUCCUAUGGAGCAGUUUUUCACAGACAUGAAGUUGUUCAAGGAACAGUAUGAGGGUGUAUAUCGAGAGCUGGAAAUGGAAAGGUUGAGAGCCGAGAAAGAGCAUGAAGACUCGAAAACUAAGAAGAAGCGAGCUUUGCCUCCUGCCAAAGAACAACCGGCGCGUGUUAGCAUUGGUGCCAGUCGGCUUCAGACGGCUGUUGAUUCUCCUGGUGUACUAGAUGAGCUUGACAAGAUGAUGGCUGGUGGAGGACUAGCAAAGCUUCUCCAAGGAAGGGCAGCUCUGCAGCGACAACGAUCACGAGGGGCCGAUUUUCUUCUUCGCGAGGCCCUUGAGAACGGCAGUGUCAGUGCUCAUGCCCCGCGAGCACCACUAUCGGUGAUAGCACCAGCGCCUGAGAAAGUGCGGAUACGAAGGAAAGGUGCUCCUACAGUAGAGGUCUGUUCUGUUCAUAUUAGUUGACC
Messenger RNA from Cylicostephanus goldi, 757 nucleotides. Lineage: Eukaryota; Metazoa; Nematoda; Chromadorea; Rhabditida; Strongylidae. The record is from the annotation of a GenBank genome assembly.